Messenger RNA from Paramacrobiotus metropolitanus, 1154 nucleotides. Its product is annotated as polyisoprenoid diphosphate/phosphate phosphohydrolase PLPP6-like. Gene Ontology annotation, molecular function: sphingosine-1-phosphate phosphatase activity. Bases 232 to 912 code for a protein of 226 amino acids. The transcript has 5 exons. The record is from RefSeq and is a predicted model, not a curated record. Lineage: Eukaryota; Metazoa; Tardigrada; Eutardigrada; Parachela; Macrobiotidae.
CUCCCUGUGAGGGGCAGAAAAUUUCUCAUUUCGGGCAGGUUAUUUAUGUUCACAUAAACUUCCGAUAAGUAAUUUGUUUUAUAAAUUGUAACCGGUAUUACUUAUAAAAAUAUCUUUGCUUCGACGCUCGUGGAAGGAAGGCUUUCCAGGUUCUGGAAAGUGCAAGAGUAGCAAGACAACGCAUUGCAGAUAUCAUAAGUUGCAGAAGUCGAUAAUACGGAAUAUCGUGAGAUGCAGCAUUCCGCCACCUUUCCUUCGGAUGUUGCGACAGCAGCCCAGUCAUCCUCCGCUGUGCUGAGAAGAUCUCACCGAGAACGAUUUGUUGAGCAUGAUUUUGCUCUGUCAAAACGACUGGCAUAUUGCGGUCAACCGGUAGGAUUAUCCAAACCUUUCCUGCUUUUGCGGGUGCUUUGCCGCAUUCUUGAAUAUUCAGGACACGGUGUGCCUUGGUUUCUUAUCGCAGCCAUCAAAGUCACGACGGCCAUUCCUGCAGAAUCCGUGCAAUUUUGGACGAAUUUGUUUUAUGCUCUUAUCGUUGAUAUUCUCGUGGUUGCAACCACAAAAGCUGUUUUUCGGCGUGGACGUCCUAAUUAUGCCACGCAACUAUCCCAUGCAAAAAUCAGCCCUGACCAGUUUUCCUUUCCUUCUGGUCAUGCCAGCCGAUCCGUAAUGGUUGCUGUUCUUUUCUGCAGUCGGUGGAUUUAUGACCCCGUAGACAAAUGUUUAAUAACGUUUUGGGCGUUGAGCGUUUGUGUUUCGCGGGCAGUCCUGGGACGACAUUAUGUGAGCGACGUAUUUGCUGGAGCCCUUCUGGGAAUCGUAAUUGCUGCCUUAUUCGAAACGUUUUUAUGGCUGAAGCUGGACACAUGUUUAUGGCUUUUAUGGCCGGUUCACGAGUAUCUGUUCAUUUAAUAUCUACUGAUUCUAAUGUAAUGAAACAUUUUGUGAUAUGGAAGAGUUCCCAUUUUAAUGCGACUUCAUUUUUAGCCCACAAUUAUUGCACACAUAAUUUCGAUGGUGGCAUAACAAAUUUGCUUUUCCGCAUUUGUCCACUUCGGACCAGUGUAAUUACUGAUUUUUCAGAAUAAUUGUGUGCGACAAAACGAAAAAAAGAAGACGAUCAUGAUCGUCGAUCAACAAUAAUAUUACAUGGU